GGUCCAUGGCCCCGACGGGAGGCGCGCCGCCCGCACCCGCAGCUCGGCGUCCGGCCUGAGCGGACCGCGCCGUGCAGCUAUCCGGUCCUAGGUUUGGGAUUGGCUUGCAGAUCUUCUUCAUGGAAGCGAUGUCUCCGCAGCAGGAUGCUCUAGGGGGGCAGCCGGGGCGCUCCUCCUCGCUGACAGGGAUGUCUCGCCUCGCGGGAGGCCCUGGCACCAAGAAGAAAAUGAAAACACUAGCAGAAAGGAGAAGGAGUGCCCCAUCCCUUAUCCUGGACAAAGCCUUACAGAAGCGGCCAAGUACCAGAGACAGUCAUUCUGCUAGCAGUGACACGUGUGCAUUUCUGUCACCGUUCAUGUGCUCCAGCAGGACUCUGCUGAUUGAUGGCCCAGUGGAGCUUAAAAGAGGCCUGCAGAGGCAGGAGAGGCAUCUCUUCCUGUUCAACGACCUGUUUGUUGCAGCCAAAAUCAAAUACAACAACAAUUUUAAGAUAAAAAAUAAAAUAAAGUUAACUGACAUGUGGACAGCAAGCUGUGUGGACGAAGUGGGCGAAGGCAACACAAACGCGCUGAAGUCCUUUGUCCUGGGCUGGCCCACAGUGAACUUCGUGGCCACAUUCAGUUCCCCAGAACAAAAGGACAAGUGGCUCUCUCUCCUUCAGAGAUAUAUCACUCUAGAAAAAAAGAAGGACUACCCGAAGAGCAUCCCCCUCAAAAUCUUCGCCAAGGACAUUGGGAAUUGUGCCUAUUUUAAAACGAUAACAGUAAUGAAUUCAGACACGGCGAGUGAAGUUAUCAACAUGUCACUGCAAAUGCUGGGGAUAGCGGGGUCUGAGAGAGAUUACCAGCUGUGGGUGAAUUCUGGAAAAGAAGCAGCACCGUACCCACUCAUUGGACAUGAGUACCCUUAUGGAAUUAAAAUGAGCCACCUCAGAGACACUGCCCUUCUGACACAGGGAUCAAAAGACUCCGCCACCCCAUCCCAGCUCCAAGAGCCUUUCCUCAUGGAACAGCUGCCCCGAGAGAUGCAGUGCCAGUUCAUCUUGAAACCGAUCCGCCUGGCGACCGCCCAGCAACUGAGCGAUUCCGGCCAGAAGACGUUUAAGAGGAGGCGCUCCAUCAUCAACUGGGCCUUUUGGCGGGGUUCUAGCACCCACCUGGACAACCUGCCCAUGUCGCCAACAUCCCCCAUGCCUGGACAGCUCUUUGGAGUUUCUUUACCAGAUAUCUGUGAGAACGACAACCUGCCAAAGCCUAUCUUGGAUAUGCUUUCCUUUCUGAACCAAAAAGGCCCCCUCACAAAAGGCAUCUUCAGGCAGUCGGCCAACAUGAAAUCCUGCAGAGAGCUAAAGGAGAAACUGAAUUCUGGAAUCGAAGUCCACCUUGACUGUGAAUCCAUCUUUGUGAUAGCAUCCGUGUUGAAGGAUUUUCUGAGAAAUAUCCCAGAAAGUAUUUUUUCAUCAGAUCUGUAUGAUCACUGGGUUUGUGUAAUGGAUCAAGGAAACGAUGAGGAAAAAAUAAAUAUAAUUCAAAGGCUAUUAGAUCAGCUUCCCAGAGCCAAUGUUGUUUUCCUAAGGUAUCUGUUUGGGGUAUUACACAACAUUGAACAGCAUUCCUUGUCUAAUCAGAUGACUGCAUUUAACUUAGCAGUGUGUAUCGCUCCAAGCAUUCUUUGGCCUCCUACUUCCUCCAACCCAGAACUAGAAAAUGAAUUUACAAAAAAGGUCUCGCUUCUUAUACAAUUUCUGAUUGAAAAUUGCUGUAGGAUAUUUGGAGAAGAAAUCACUUCUCUCUUGGGGGAGCUUUCAGAGAGAAGCGAGAGAGAACACACCGCAGAUAUGUCUUGCUUCCAAAUGAACGACUCUUCCUACGACAGCCUGGAGAAUGAACUCAACGAGGACGCGGACGCCCCGUGCAGCGACCUGGUGAAGAGGCUUGGCCAGGGGAGCAGAAGCAUGGACUCUGUGUUAACCCUCAGCGACUGCGACCUCGAACAGCCCGAGGUGGAGGGCCUCCUCACCCUGAGCGACUUUGACUUAGAUCAGGCCAAAGAUGAACACAUUCAAAUGAAACCACCUCUGGAGUCCGAGCCAGGGAACGCUUUCAUAACCUACCGGAAGGUUUCACUCGGGGAGCAGCACGCUAGGACCCCCGCUGGCCCGGGGACACCCAGCUGCCUGCCUGCAGCUGCAGCCCACGUCCCAAAAGUCUUGCUACGGCAGCGGCACCGGCGCUGCUCGGAGCCCAGCAUCGACUAUUUAGACACAAAGCUUUCCUAUCUCCGGGAGUUUUAUCAGAAGAGACUUCGCAAGUCCAGCUGCGAUGCUGUGCUCUCUAGAAAGGAUGAAGAUUACCUUAAGCAGACCCAGCCCCUGGAGACAGGGGGGAAGACGUGUCUUAAACAGAGCUCAGUUGCAGACAGCGCUGACAUCAGCAAGAGAAACACUAAUGAAAAUAGUAAGAGAAGCCCAUCCGGUCAUGAAGGAAGUCAAGUGACACCUUUCACUAAGUCCAAACCAGUGGCCAUUUCUGUGGCAUCUUACGGGCACGGGUCCUCCCAGGAUCAUCCCAGGAAGCAACCCUUUGGUGCAGAUAUGAGCAGGUUUUCGCCACCACACACAGCGGACGCCCGGAAGAGCUCACGAGUACAUCGGCGCUGCUCAGAACCCAGCGUAGAUGACCACAGCUACAAGCUGUCCUAUCUCAGGGGGAUCUACUCGAAGAAACAGGAUAAAACUGGCGGCGAGGCUGGCCUCCCGCACGGGGAAGAGGAUUAUCUCCAAAGGCAUAAGUCUUUGCAAAUCGAGGGGCAGAAACUCAUUAAUCAGAGUUUGGUCAUGGGGAUCGAGGUGGGCAAGAGCAGCGGCACACAGCAAAGCACCGAGAAGGUUUUGCCCCCGAGACUAAACCUUUGCCCAAGGGCCAGCUACUCAAGCCUGUCCUCCCCAGGCACAUCGCCAUCCGGCUCCUCCGUCAGUUCCCAGGACAGUGCUUUUUCUCAGAUCUCCGAACAUUCUGUGUUUACACCCACCGAAACCUCCUUUCCGAUAGAUUGUACUUUUCAGGCUCAGAGAAAGCAGGAAGAGCUCUCUUCAGACUUUCACAGCCCCGGCCUCAUGUCUGGAAUGCCUGGUCCCUCCGCAGGACAGGCCAGCAGCCACCCAGCUUUUUUAAGAAAGAGUACCGAACAGUACCCGUCACAGGUGCAUCCUGUAACCCUCCAUCCCAGCGCGUGGCUGAGAAGUGGUUUGGUCACUUUAAAAAACUGGUCCCUCAAAAAGAAAACAAAAGCAGCCAGACCGGAAGACAGGAAAAUCUGUUCGCUCAAAGAACCUCUGGAGUUACCUCCACAUGCUUCUGGUGCUCCAGAGGCUGGCCUCCAGGAGAGUCAGGGUGUCAUACACCUACAGAUCAAUGAAGGGCCUGGGGCGCUGCAGACAGCCCACGGGUGCAGCUCUUAUGCCUGUCGGGACUCCGAGCAACACUCCAGUAGCUCUCCCUUCCACCUGGUGGAAAGCAGACUCAAGCUCUGUAUGAAGCCGCACCAGGGAGAAGAGAGUGGAGGGCAUUACCGGUCUCAUCACCCUUGGGAUGGAGCCUCACCGAGACUUGGGACUGGGGAGGAUGUGGCCAGCCCAGAUGCAGAGCCUACCACAGUUUGUGACGAUGGGGACAGACCUUUAACCAAAGACAGUUAGUUAC
This is a messenger RNA of Acomys russatus (golden spiny mouse), 3702 nucleotides long. RefSeq names its product Rho GTPase activating protein 20 (gene Arhgap20). Gene Ontology annotation, molecular function: GTPase activator activity. Gene Ontology annotation, biological process: signal transduction; regulation of Rho protein signal transduction. The transcript has 15 exons. Bases 120 to 3698 code for a protein of 1192 amino acids. Lineage: Eukaryota; Metazoa; Chordata; Mammalia; Rodentia; Muridae. The record is from RefSeq and is a predicted model, not a curated record.